AUGCAGCGUGAAACUUUAAUACUUGAAGAUGAAUCUGAAUUCAGUGGUUUUGUAUUUGGAGCGUCAACUAAUGCUACCGAUGAAGUCAUCUUUCAAACUGGCAUGGUUGGUUAUAUUGAAUUAUUGACUGAUCCAUCUUAUUGUAGACAAAUUCUAGUCCUUAUUUUUCCACUUAUUGGCAAUUAUGAUGUACCCGAUGAAAAAGCUGUUGAUGAUUUUGGUAUACAGCGAUGGAUUGAAUCAAAUAAAAUCUAUGCAUCAGGAUUAAUUCUAAAAAAACAUAAUGUUCCUGGUCUUUAUGGAAUUGAUACACGUAUGUUAACUAAAAACCUUCGUGAAUAUAGAACAAUACUUGGAAAAAUUAUUAUGAAAGGAACUGAUCCAGCAUCAAUUCCAUUUCAAGAUCUAAAUAUAGAUAAUCUUAUGAUACAAGUUUCUAUUCAAAAACCAUAUAUAAUCAAUCCAACAGGAAAAAUAUCUAUUGCUUGUAUUAAUUGUGGUAUGAAAAAUAAUCAAUUACGAAUUUUAUGUCAACUCGAAUUUGAUGGUUUAUUUUUGAGUAGUGAUCCUGGUGAUCCACAAACUCAAUAUCCAGAAACUAUUACAAUUAUUGAAUCAUGGAUUACAAGUGAAACUAUUAAACCGGUAUUUGGUAUUGGUCUUGAACAUCAAGCGUUAGCUGCUGGAAUGAAAAUAAUAAAACUUAAAUAUGGAAAUCGAGGCAUUAUUCAUGAUUCAAAACCAUUUUUUAGUGUUCAAUUUUAUCCAGAAUAUUGUGCUGGACCACGUGAUACAGAAAAUUUAUUUCAAAUAUUUCUUGAUGUUAUUCAAUCAUAUAAAUCAACUAAAUCAAUUAAUGUCGAAACAUAUUUAGUUGAACAAUUAACAAAACAUAGUAGUACUGAUAAUGCACCACUACCAGCAUUUUAUAAGCGAGUUAAAAGAGUUUUAAUCUUAGAAAACAAUCAAGUAAUAAAAGCAAUAAAUGAAGAUAAUGUCUACACUGUAGUACUUAAUCAGAGUACUUCUAUUCCUCAAACUGCAAAAGAUCUUUUAAGUAAAGUAUAUCCGUUCUCAAUAAUACCAAACUAUGUUGAACAAAUUCUUCGAAUUCAUCGUCCUGAUGGUAUUUUACUUAGUUUUGAUGAAGAAACAGCAUUACAUUGUGGUGUUCAUUUACAUGAAUCAGGUAUUCUUCAAAAAUAUUCAUGUAAUGUAUUAGAAACAUUGAUUCAAUCAAUUCAAAGUAUUACAGAUCAAUGUUUAUUUACACAAGAAAUGGCUGACAUUGGAGAAAAAGUUGUAUCAUAUGAAGUUGUUAAAUCUCUUGAAGAAACGUUGAUAUCAGCUGAACGAUUUGAUCAUCCAGUUCUUGUCUGUGCUACUUUUCCUGAGGGGGAUCGUAUAUCAGGUUAUACCGAUAAUCGUAAAGAAUUAAUUUCUUUAGUUACUUCAAUAUUAGCUGGUUUAUCACAAUCAUUAAUUGAUAAAUCACAAUCAUCAAUUGAUAAAUCAAAACUAUUAAUUGAUAAAUCAUUUAAAGAUUGGAGAAAAAUUGAAUAUGAAGUUGUCCGAAAACAAUAUAAUAAUUGUAUUGUGAUAUGUAAUAUGGAAAAUAUUGAUCCAUUAUCAUGUUGUACUGAUCAUUCAAUUGUUGUUGCAUCAAAUCAAACAUUAUCAAAUGAUGAAUAUAAUUUAUUACGAAGUGUAUCAAUUAAAUUUAUUCAUCAUUUGGGAUUAUCUCGUUUAUCUGCAUUAGCAUCAAAAACAACUGGUUAUCCAUUAGCAUAUAUAACAGUUAAACUUGCAUUUGGACUGAAUUUAGCUGAAUUAAUAAAUAAUAUUACGAAUCAAACGUGUGCUUGUUUUGAACCAAGUCUUGAUUAUGUUGUAAUUAAAAUUUCAAAAUGGAAUUUAGAUAAAUAUGAUCAAUGUUCAAACAAAACUGAAAGUAGUUCAACAACAGCUAUUCGUCACCGUUAUAUAAUCGAACAUUUAUAUGGUUUAACAAAAAUCAACCGAUGGUUUUUAUAUAAAUUUGAAACAAUUCUCAAAUUUAUUUUUACAUGUACUGAUCGAUUAGUUGGUGCAAAAAAAUUAUUUUUAUUUCAAGCAAAACAUUUAGGUUUUUCCAAUCAACAAUUAGCUAAUUGUCUGGACAUGUUUGAAGCUGAAGUUUUUCAAGCAUGUGAACAAUGUGGCAUUCGACCGUUUAUGAAGCAAAUCGAUACAGUAUUUGGUGAAUGA
Molecule: messenger RNA, 2247 nt
Organism: Rotaria sordida
Lineage: Eukaryota; Metazoa; Rotifera; Eurotatoria; Philodinida; Philodinidae
Source: the annotation of a GenBank genome assembly